Diabrotica virgifera virgifera (western corn rootworm) is the source of this 4347-nucleotide messenger RNA. RefSeq names its product regulator of G-protein signaling loco. The record is from RefSeq and is a predicted model, not a curated record. Lineage: Eukaryota; Metazoa; Arthropoda; Insecta; Coleoptera; Chrysomelidae. Gene Ontology annotation, biological process: signal transduction. Gene Ontology annotation, molecular function: protein binding; GTPase activator activity. The transcript has 11 exons. Bases 171 to 4163 code for a protein of 1330 amino acids.
UGCAUCUAGCAUCUUCCCUAGGGGCAUUUCAAAAAAUAUGUUAGGAAUGUGGUUUUUUUAUUGAAUAAAUGACGUGUAGAGAAAGUACACUCGGAGUUUUAUGUUUAUAAUUUUAGGUUGUACUUAAAAUACGGGUGUUUCUGUUGUUUCAAUUAAGUUUAAAAACCAAAAUGCAUCCUAACAGGAGAAGAAAGAAACGACCUAAUUAUGGCAUAAAAACAGUGGAAGUGAUGAGAGGUCCAAAUGGUUUUGGUUUCACAAUCUCUGGACAACAACCCUGCAUUUUGUCUUGUAUAGUAGCGAACUCUCCAGCAGACCAAGCUGGUCUUAGGGCAGGUGAUUUCUUGAUAUCAGUCAAUGGAACUUCUGUCUCCAAGAUCACUCAUGAUGCAGUUGUGAGUCUCAUAGGAAAUUGUAUAGGUCCCAUCAAGAUGACCAUAGCUGAAAACUACUUUUCAGACAGCAGUGAUGAAGAGUUAGAAUGCAGUAGGAUGGUUACUACUAGGAAGCCUAAAUAUACUCAUAAGCCUAGAGUUCGAAAAGAAGUAAAUAGAGUAGAACUUAAGAAUGUAUCUAAGCAAAUGACAGCUAAUCUUCCUGAUAGAGCAGGGUGUAAUUAUACCGCCCCAGUUCCAGAAAGACAUUUCAACAUUCCUAUGGAAGAUGAAGCUGGUCCUAUAGAAUAUAAGGCAUUGGUUGGUUAUUUGGGAACUAUUGAAAUGCCUAAACAACUACUGCCCAACUCUAGAUUACAGACAGUUUGCAGUUGUAUUAGGAAAUUAAGACAGGAAAAAAGAGCACCAACUGCUAUCCUCAUGACAAUCUUACCCACUUGCCUUACAUUGAAGAACUCUGCCAAUCAAAUUCUUGCCAUAUACCCAACUAGUAGAGUAGUAUAUGUUGGAUCAACUGCAGAUAAGGAGUCUAGAUAUUUUGGACUGGUAACGACAGCCGUCAGUGAAACAAGAUUCCAUGACAACAAUGACAAUGCCUGGAAUUCAGCUGAUAAGAAGAAUAUCAAUGAAAGUAUCGAAAUUUCAAAUAGUUGUCAUGUGUUUGUCAUUGAUCCAAAAAUAAUAGACCAUACUGCUCACCAAUCGAGAGCGGAAAACUUUAAAAUCACUUGUACAAGAAAUACUGUCAAUGGAUACUGUAUGGAGUUUCCUGGGAGUGCCCUGUAUGUUGUUAGUCUCAUUCAAAAUAUGUAUAAACUACAAAACGGCGACAAGGCUGGUGAAAACUUUGGUCCUCUGGUGGCUAAUUCUCCUCAGCCUAGUGCAUCCAGCAAUUCAGAUUCGGGAAUAGGUUUUCGAGAUGACUGUGGCAACAUAAGCGAUAGAAUUCUGGUGGUCGAAUUCCCUCAGCACCGUCCUUUUCCUCUCCAAUCAAAUGUAAAUAGACCACUCGGAAUAGAUGCGGCAAACUUGCCACUCGAAGGACUGGACAUGCCUUUUGAAAAUAGUCAACAAAACGUCUUCUCUCGAGCUGAACCUCAAUGUGUAGAUAACAAACUGCUUAACAAUUUAAAUAACAUCAGAGCCUGUGAAACUAAACCGGAAAGUAACAGUAUCAUCGAGAAUAUCAAGCCUAAAGUUUGCGUAAAAGUGUCGGAUAGUUCUGAUGACAAUACCCAGAGAAUCGAGGAAGGUUUUAGAGAAAGAGCAAUCGAUUGUCCGGAUAGUCCUCAGAAGUUAUCAGUAAAAGAGUUCGCUACAAACCUAGACAGCAAAAGCGGCUCAUUUGAUGACAUUUCCAUGCACAGCUCGAAAAGCAACGAACUCUCUAACCUGCUCAGUAUUUUUAAAGUACCGUUCGAGACUAAAAAGCACAAAAAACAUCUGAAAGUCAGCAGUUGUGACAAUCUCGACAAAUGCAACAGAAAUCUAAUACACCACAAACUGAGUCCGAAGGUCUACGGACUAAAACCGAACUAUAGUUGCGAGGAGCUCAACAACUUGGAGAACAACUUCGAUGUGGGAGACAAGCUGGGGUAUGGCAGUCUGCAAGAUUUGUCGUACCAUGAACACCGCAAGGUGCAGAAGAAUAUACUGAGCGAUCCUGAUGUUAGAAUCGAGCAGCAAGAAGAAGAAUCGUGCGAUGACCAGAACUUUGUGAAAUGUAACUAUUCUGAAGGGCCUUCGGUGUGGGCCGGGUCUUUCGAAAAGCUGUUAGCUGAUCCCUUGGGACUUCACAUGUUUGCGGAAUUCCUAAAGAAAGAAUUCAGCGCAGAAAACAUCUACUUCUGGAUAGCCUGCGAACGUUUCAAAGUAUUAACCUCAGAAAAUGACAGAAGGAACGAAGCCCAAAGAAUAUACCGUCAGCAUUUGUGCGGAGGUGCAGCGGAAGCAGUCAACGUGGACGCGCAGGCGCGUCAAAGCGUCGAGAGGAAUCUGCAUUCCGCCGAUCUGGAUCUCUUUGCGCAGGCGCAGAAACAGAUCUUCAACUUGAUGAAGUUCGACAGUUAUCCGAGAUUCUUGCGAUCGGAUAUAUAUAGGAAGUGUUUGUCCGGGGAAGAGGAUAAAAUUCAGAUAGAUGUUAGGCUUAUUUUACAACCAAUAUCGACGCCCACGAAGCUGAAGAAAUCAGUCAGUAAUGCCGAAGACAGAAGAAGAAAAUCUCUUUUGCCCUGGCACAGGAAAAACCGGUCGAAAUCCAAAGAUCGGGGAGAGAGUGAGUACAACAAACGAGGAAGUGAUCCAAGCUCCGGGGAUUUGAAAAAUAUCGACCCAUCUGAGGUACAUUCCAGCGGAUCAUCCCUGACGUCAUUGGAUAUUGCUGUAUCAUCUCAGGAUCUGAUAAAAGCACAAGCUAGUCAAGAAGAAUUGUCUUCAAAUGUAGCUAGAACGGCAUUGUGUAGAGUUCUUCUGAGUAACGGAAGUACCACCGUCGUCCAAAUCAAACAAUCUGAAACUAUUCAAGGUUUAGUCACGAGAUUAUUGGAGAAAAGAGGUCUGAAGUAUUCUUCCUUUGAGGUGUUCGCAGACAAGCAUUUAAAGUGUGUUAACGUAGAAGAGUCGUCGAUGACGUUGGCUGGAUGCGAAGUGACCGUGGAACAAAGAGUGGUCUUUAAACUCGACCUGCCAAAUAGGAAAAUGAUCAGCAUCAGGUCCAAAUACACAAAAAUCAUCACCGAUGUUCUAAGGCCGAGUUUACAUAAGUACCAAUACAAUCUUGACCAGAUGGUUGUUCUGAAUGGAAAUACUCCGAUAGAUUUACAUCAGCCUGUGACUACAAUCGAUGGGUUUAGGCUAAAAGUGCAAUAUAAAGAAGAUUUCAGACAAGAAAAUCCCAACGUUCCGAUCAAAAACAACAAAGUAAAGUUGGAGGAAAUCACGAACAAAGUUUAUGAAGGUAUUCUACAAGAAAAGUGCGAAUCGCUCAGUUGCAAGCUGACAAAAUCCGAUAGGGGAUCAGUUAAGAGCGAAGACUGGGGUUCGGAGCACUCGUCGACCUUCAUAGGAAAAUUUCUAAGGAGGGAUUCGGGUAUCCACGAAAGAAAAAAGAAAAUUCCGACUAGGUUUAAAGAGGAAACUAUGAGCGAUCAAAGUCAAAUGAAAAAACCGCUUAUUGCCAAAUUGAAAUGUGGUGCCAACAAGUUCAAUCUGGUGCCAUCAAGUGAAAGUGACGAACUGGUGGAAGGUUUGACAAGAGCCCAGCGUAGGAUAGAAGACCAGCGGGGCACGGAGAUCAACUCCGAAUUACCGGAUUUCCUCAAAGACAAAGAAAACGAGCACCUCCAAAAGCAGAGAAGAAGCGAUUUGGAGGGAAGCACGGCGAAAUUUUACCUAGGAGAAACCUCAGUACCUGCCUCAUCCGACAAACUACCCGUCAUAUCGUCAGCUAAAAACAUGAAACUAGAGCUGCAGUCGAACUACGAAAACAGGAACGUUUUGGUCGGAAGUAAAUACCAAGAUUCAAGAUACGAUAUUAAAUCAUCCCCUAGUAAGUCGGAAGGGGUUCAGUCGACUACGUCGCCGGUUAAAAGUACAAUCACUUCCGUGGACAGGAUGGAACCACCUCCCUUACCACCCAAGCCCAAAGUAAUGCCCAUUAAGCCACCGAACUGGGGCCAAGUGAACGGUUUCUACAAGAGCAAAGAUAUUCCUUCUACAGACAGGAAACAGGCGAUGUUUCUGGAGCAGUCAUCUAGCAGCUUUGUGUGAAAGUACUUUUUGUAUAUGAAUGUUGUGUCGGCGAAUCUGUUUUAACCUUUUUUAGCUUUAAUUUUAAUAUUUAUUGAUACAUUAUUGUAUUAGAGAAGUAUUAUAUUUAAUAUUUAAAUAUAUUAUAUAUAUUUUGUUAAUAGUUAUUUAUUUUUAAUAGCGCUAAUAAAAAUUUAUAUUGAGA